This is a messenger RNA of Colletotrichum lupini, 432 nucleotides long. RefSeq lists its product as uncharacterized. Bases 1 to 432 code for a protein of 143 amino acids. The record is from RefSeq and is a predicted model, not a curated record. NCBI's taxonomy places the organism in Eukaryota, Fungi, Ascomycota, Sordariomycetes, Glomerellales, Glomerellaceae. The transcript is spliced from 4 exons.
AUGGCCGCGCAUAUCCAGUGUAUUUCUGCCAUCUCCGAUCAAAGAAGCUGGAGCGUUCCAAAAAAGAAAGCUACCUUGGGUAUUUCCAAUAACUGCCUCUGCUACUGGACCUCGAUAUCGAGACACCAUAGUCGUGCUCAAUACAGCCUGGCGGCGGCAGUCACGCUGACGCACGAGGCAGUAUACCCCUUGAUGGAUCAAGCCUUCUAUCAUGCCCCCUCAGCAUCAUGGAAAUAUCCACAGAUCCCGAUAUCGAAAAAGGACCACCAAACGAUAUUGAAAAAAACACAUUCAUUCUACACUUGCAUUGACCAUAUCCUUAAUGCCAUUUUCCGAAUUCUUGUUCCAUUCGCUAUCCCAGGAUACACCUUUACACUGAACGAAGUUCUGAAAUCACCCGAAAAUAAGCAUGCGUUUUCGAUAUCAUUGUAG